Haliotis rubra (blacklip abalone) is the source of this 804-nucleotide messenger RNA. RefSeq lists its product as uncharacterized. Gene Ontology annotation, molecular function: zinc ion binding; nucleic acid binding. Lineage: Eukaryota; Metazoa; Mollusca; Gastropoda; Lepetellida; Haliotidae. The record is from RefSeq and is a predicted model, not a curated record.
AUGUCCCUCAUGGAUCAUCAAGAGUCUACGACUUCUACUCCGGACGUUUCUCAGGAGCCGAGACAGGAGACCAGUUCGGAACCUUUUGAGUCCUUUCAACUGUUUAAGGACUACAUGGACAACAAACUGAAGUUAUUGAAGAGAGACAUUGUCGACGAGUCCGAGGAAAGGUCUCUCAGUGUUUUCAAAAAAGGUGAGGAAAAUUGAACGCCAAACUUUAAAUACAAAGGGAACGAAAUUCAAUUCAAGUUCAAUUCUGAUAUUUCUGACAGACUAGAUUCGGCUAGAAGACACUGUAACAGGAGAGAUUUUCCAGAAUGUUUAGAACUUAUAGACACUAUUCAAUGUUCUAUUAAGAAGAGGAAUAAGUUCAUCAGACUGGCGGACAGAUCUCCGUCGGGAUGGGGAUUGAUAUCGGAGUUGGAAGGUGACGAAAUUGCUUCUAAUUCGGAGGAGGAGAGACGGUUUGAAAGGGCAGAGACCAAGGCACUUCGUAAGAGACAACGUCGUGAGUUCGUCAGGCCCCGAGGCAGAGGACCUCAAGGAUCCGUUAACUCAAGUCCUUAUCCUCAACCAACUUUACAACCAACAUCUCAGCCUCCCAAUCAGCCCUUUCGUCAGUACUCCGGGCGUCAUCACCCCGUCUCCAGGCCAUGUUUCUUCUGCGGAGAGGUCGGACACUGGCGAGCCACGUGUCCUGCAGCAGCAGCUUUGCGCCGGUCAGCCCAGCAGAACUCCAGGGAGGGUAGCUCCCCAACAGGACGCAAGAAAUACAGUGAGAGACAAAGUCUUGGAGAAAACUAA